GAGCAGCUCGCCAUAUAAAGUCAGGAUCAGGAUCAGAUCAAGGUAUCCUUGAGCCUCGAGAAAACAGCACCUCUCCUUUCCUCAGAGCCACCUCCCUCUCCCACAUCUCCACCACCACCACCCACUACCCCUAUCUUCUCUUCGACCAUGGACUCUUCGUCGUCGAGCCAGAGCGACAACGUUCCCAUGUCGCACAUCCCCCAAGGAGCCCACACCCACUCCAAAUCUCACGAAGAUUAUACCACGUCCAACAACCUUCCCGCUGCCAAACUCGACAAGAUCGAAAACCCCGCUUCUUACCCAUCUGCCUCUUCCGGAGAAAAGAUCGACCCCACCCACCCGUUGUGGGAAGAACUGGCACCCAGCGAUAGUUAUGUCGAUGGGGUCUACUGGGCCGACUUGCCCAGGGCACAGAGGACGAGGUGGGCGAUGAAGCAGAUGAACGACGAGGCCAAGAGGGAGUUGAAAGAGUUGGGCAGGAUGACCAAGGCGGAUCCUCUGAGCCCCGUCGCCGGAUACUUUCGACGAUACGUCCUCAACGGUUUCGGUCUGUUCACCGAGGGUUACACCUUGUUCUCCAUCGGAAACUUGACUCCGCUCUUCAAGGCCGUCUGGCCCGACUGUUGGAGCAGGCACAGGACUUGCGACAAGAACUGGAUCGCUGCUCAAACCUACCUCCAGAUCAUCGGAAUCAUGGUCGGCCAGGUCGCCGUCGGUUUCGAGGGAGACUGGAUCGGUCGUAAAUUCGGUCUGGUCCAGGACGCGUUGAUCAUGUUCCUCGGGUUGGUCAUGUUGACCGCCAUGUGGGGGACGUCGUUGAGCGGGUGGACGAUCAUGUACGCUUGGAGCUUGUUCAUCUACGGUAUCGGAGUCGGUGGAGAGUACCCGAUGACGUCGACGACGGCCCUCGAGUACAAGGCCAAGGGAGGCGGUCGAGCCAUCAACAGCCGGGAUGACAAGCUUCACCGAGGUCGAAACGUCGUCCUCGCCUUUCUCAUGCAGGGUUGGGGUCAGUUCUUCAACCAGGCCGUCCUCAUCAUCCUCCUCUUGUGCUUCCACCACGGAUCCGGUAACCCUCCUUACUCGGCCGUCUCUGCUCAGUGGACGUUCAGGGUCCAGUUCGGGAUCAUGGCCUUGCCCACCCUCUGGUUGGCCUACUACCGUUAUUACAAGAUGCAGUACUCGAGCGCGGCCUUGAUGAGGAGCAAGAAGAACGCCAGGGUCAACCAGUCCGGAUACGACGUCAAGUCGCUCAAACUCGUCUUCACCCAUUUUGGAGGUCGAAUCUUUGCCACGGCCUUUGCUUGGUUUGCCAACGAUUUCGGAUUUUACGGAAACAAGCUCUUCCAGUCGUCUUUCAUCAAGGUCAUCAGCCCCGGUAACAACUCGGUCAUCGUCGGUUGGAACUGGAACCUGCUCAACUGUGGUGUCGGGCUUUGCGGGUACUACACCUCGGCUCUGCUCAUCGACCACAAGCUUGUCGGCAGGAAGCGACUCCAGAUCGUCGGUUUCAUCGCCAACUUUAUCCUCUUCCUCCUCCCCGCCAUCCUGUUCGACACCCUCCAGACCCCGGCCCACAUCCACGCUUUCCAAGCCAUCUACUUUUUGUCGUCCUUCUUCCAACAAGGGCCCAACUGUACCACCUUCUUGGUCGCCGCCGAGGUCUUCCCCAUCGCCACCCGGGCUACCGCGCACGGUUUCUCGGCCGCCAUGGGUAAACUCGGUGCUUUACUCCCUGCUAUCAUUUACAACUAUAUCGACGCUCGAACCUCGUUCUGGAUCGUCAACUGGUUCUGUCUCGCCGGAGCCAUCGGCACUUGGAUCUUCCUUCCCGACACUACCGGUCUCGACAUGCAGGAACAGGAGCGAUACUGGGCGUACGUCCGAGCCGGCCGAGCCGCCGAGUACUGCGGAAUCGCCGUCCACCCUCGACACCUGUCCGUCUGGGAACGAGUCGUCCUCAAGCGUCAUCUCGCCUACGAUGCCGAUCUCGACAGGAUGGCCAAGAUGGCCGAGCUCAGGGCGGAGUACCAGGUCGCCAUGUCUCGUGUUCACGAGGAGGGCGAGACCAUCCCCGUCGAGCACGGCGAAGAGGACGAUGCCGCCUUGUCGGGCGAGGCCAACGCUUACUUUGCUCGUGAAAAGAAGCAAACUUUUUGAUGACUUUUAGAGAUCCAAUUCCCGUGUACCCAUAGAAUGAUGUGAUUUGUAGAUGCGAUCACCAACAAUAAUUCUCGUCCCGAA
Molecule: messenger RNA, 2244 nt
Organism: Filobasidium floriforme
Lineage: Eukaryota; Fungi; Basidiomycota; Tremellomycetes; Filobasidiales; Filobasidiaceae
Product: major facilitator superfamily domain-containing protein
Exons: 6
Coding region: 148-2160 (670 amino acids)
Biological process (GO): transmembrane transport
Cellular component (GO): membrane
Molecular function (GO): transmembrane transporter activity
Source: RefSeq, a predicted model, not a curated record